This is a messenger RNA of Camelus dromedarius (Arabian camel), 831 nucleotides long. RefSeq names its product protein BEX2. The transcript has 3 exons. Gene Ontology annotation, biological process: signal transduction. The record is from RefSeq and is a predicted model, not a curated record. Lineage: Eukaryota; Metazoa; Chordata; Mammalia; Artiodactyla; Camelidae. Gene Ontology annotation, cellular component: cytoplasm; nucleus. Gene Ontology annotation, molecular function: signaling receptor binding. Bases 203 to 589 code for a protein of 128 amino acids.
GCACGCCCCUCGCCUCAGAGUUGACCGUCACUCGCUGCCUGUUGGUCCCUGUUCCCGGUGGCCCUGAGGGAGUGCGGGCCGGGGGCGGCCCCCAAGAGUAGGAGGCGGAGAGGCAGCAGGUCUGCGGGCCUAAGUGUCGCGGCGGCGCACUCGUGGCGAGCAUCGGGAGAAGCAGGAGACAGCAAGGAUAGGCCCAGGAGCGAUGGCGUCCAAAGAGGAACAGAUGCUGAAAAAUAUUAACAUGGAAAACACCAAUGAGGAAAAUGAAAAAACAGAUGAAAAGGAACAAGAUGCUAAUAAAGGAGAGCCAUUGGCCCUCCCUUUGAAAGCUGGUGAAUAUCGUGUACCUAGAGGAAAUCGUAGGCGGUUCCGUGUUAGGCAGCCCAUCCUGCAGUAUAGAUGGGACAUGACUCAGAGGGUUGGAGAGCCACAGGCAAGGAUGAGAGAAGAGAAUAUGGAGAGGAUUGGGGAGGAGGUGAGACAGCUGAUGGAAAAGCUGAGGGAAAAGCAGUUGAGUCAUAGUCUGAGGGCAGUUAGCACUGAUCCCCCUCACCAUGACCAUCAUGAUGAGUUUUGCCUUAUGCCUUGAAUCCUGAUGUUUUCCCUGAAGUUGAUAGGGAAACACACCUGCUUCCUAAACUUACAUGUUCGUGAUGUAUCUUUGUUGUAAGCCUUUUGAUGUUACUUGUUUCUUGUGGGUCUCCUCUUACCAGCUUCUAAUUGUUGUUUUUGACCCAAUCCAUAAAUUUCUGUCAGCAGGAGAGUUUUAUCUAUUGCAUGAAGAGAUGUUCAUUAUAUAUUGUGAUGUUAAUAAAACAGUUUAAAAAAGCA